AUGGAAGCCACCACCCUUAGUACUGCUGCACGGAACGCAUUCCAGAUUUUCGGUCAAGUCUAUGUCUUUAUUUACAAUCAACUUCGUCAAUUGAAUAUCCCAAUGCCACCACCCGAUCGUGUUUUUGUUCUCCUGUCAAAUCUUGGUUCCUCCCUCAUCGCCAACGCGCCUCCAGCCUUGCGACAGUUUUAUGCCAAUCUCGCGCAGCUACCCAUUCAAUCCAACCUUUUUGCUAUCGUGGCUAUCCUUUUUGUGUUGUACAUUGUCUACAAUUUGGUCAUGGCAACAGUGCGUUCUAUUGUGCGUAUGGUGUAUGGCUUUAUCCGGUUCACAUUUAUUGUUGUCAUGUUGGUGUCUUGUCUCGUCCUCCUUAGCCAAUACUACGAAAUCCCGAUCUUGCAGGAUUUUCUCGGUGUGGCAUUACAGCAACAACAACAGCAACAACAACAGCACCCAUCAUCCUUUGUAUACCAGCAUGAUCUAUAA
This is a messenger RNA of Lichtheimia ornata, 486 nucleotides long. RefSeq lists its product as uncharacterized. The transcript has a single exon. The record is from RefSeq and is a predicted model, not a curated record. Lineage: Eukaryota; Fungi; Mucoromycota; Mucoromycetes; Mucorales; Lichtheimiaceae. The coding region runs from base 1 to 486 and encodes 161 amino acids.